UGGAUCUAGAGCUCCAUGUUGCUUACCCACCCCCACCCUUCCUAAUCCUCCAACGUGUCCUGUUCUUUUCCAGCCCAUGAAACAAACCUGUGAGUACUGCACCGUGCAGAACAUCCCCUUCCCCAAAUACGAGCUGCAAGAGGACGAGGAAAACCUCAAGGAGUGCUACUUGCUGGAGAACUCCCAGGAGCCUGAUGGCCCCAUCGUCCUUUUCUUCCCACUCAUCAACGACUCCUUCCAGAAAUACAAGGCCCCAGGUGUGGAGCGAAGCCCCGAGGAGCUGGAACACGGCCACGUGGACAUUUAUGGCCCCCAAACUCCAUACGCUACCAAGGAGCUGACAUACACAGAGGCCGCCUUUGACAAGCUGGUGAAGCUCUCUGAGUACAACAUCCUGAAUAACAAGGACAAGCUCCUUUGGGCCUUGAGACUGGCGGUGGAGAAGAAGAAACACCUGAAGAGCGAGUGUCCCUCCUAAGUCCCAGCGAGCCUCACCGAUCUUGUGUCUGCUUCUAAGGUCAGAGGCGUGGUGUCCCUCCUAAGUCCCAGCAAACCUCACCGAUCUUGUGUCUGCUUCUAUGGUCAGAGGCGUGGAGCCCAUCAGGGCUGACCAGCCUGCUCAGCCGGCUCUGCUCUCUGGCAAGGGGCGUAGGCAGGCUGACCAGGGCUUUUUAUCAAAAAAAUAAAAAUUUUUAAAAUUUGAGGGAGAUAGAGAAAGAAACAAAAGGAACAUAACACGGGCAUGUGUUGGGAUUUUCAACCCACAGGAAUUUUUUUAAACCUUUCCCUGCAGGGAAGGGGUCCAGUAGCCACAGGGUCCCACACAUGCCUCAAGUAUGGAGAAUAAAAGCGGGGCCUGCGGAAGAGAUGAGUUCCCUAGGAACAGCCUGCGAGCUGGAGCUAAAAGCCCCCUCGAUUCUACUCCUCUCGGCCUCCUGGCACAGAGGGCCUCCAGGAAUAAACAAGAGGAGGACCUGAAGAGUACUCUGGGUUCUCUGGAAAAAACGCCUUUUUAAACUUAAGGCAAUCAUUAUUUUUAUAGGCUAUUAUAUUUUGUGGUUUUCGUUGUUUUGAAUCAGGGUAUUCAUAGAUAGUGUGAUGAUCUAGAAGAUCUAGACCGAGCACCAGACCGAGAACUGGUCUCUUCAGCAACAAAGCCAAACAGGUGACGGGCGGGUCUCAGCAGUCCCCCUCCAGCCGCUCAGAGCCCCUGGAACACUGAUCCCUGGGAUCUCAACCUGGCAGCCUCAUCUGAGCGCCUAGCUCUAAUGACAUGCCCAGCAAAGCCCGCGUCUGCAGCUCAAGGUCUCGGAACGAGAAUCUGGGGUGCAGCUCAGGGAUGUCUGAGCAGGGAAACGGAGUCAGGCAUCAGGCCAGCACUCGCCAGCCAGCCUGUCCCAGGAGCACUCCUCGGUUCCCUUCUCACCUUCUUCUCUGGUUUCCAGAAGGGAUUAUUUAUUCUAAACGGGAUUCCUCUUUUUAUCAUGUAAACACCGUGGCUGGAGGCGACUCUCAACAAGGAAGACUCAACCCUUGAAGGAGUAGGUUAGCCCUGAGGAAGAAGCCCAUCCAUCCUUGCAGAAGGUUGGCAGACAAAUCACUGGGAAAGCCCUGGGACACAGAGAAGCCCAAAGUAUCCAGGCCUACUAGGAAUUUGACUAAAGAAAUAUGUAACCUGAGCCAUGGAGAUGUCCAGGCCGAUGGAAGAUGUGACCAGAAAGGCAUGAAGCCCAACAAACCUGGAAGACUUGGCCCUCUUUCCUGGCCUCUAUGCUCCUGAAGCAGUCCUUGGGUUGCUAGGAAAUGAUGAGUGGUGACAAGUAACGAAAGUCCAGAAAAAUCGGCUUCCAAAAUCCAUCCUUGCUACUCAAAGUGUGGUGGGGGACUGGUUAGACAUGCAGAGAAGCUCAGGCCCCACCCCAGGUCUGCUGGAUCAGAAUCUGCAUUUUAAGGAGAUUCCCACCUCCUCUCUGCGCACCACCCACAUCCCCAUGAGGCUACACGUAUUAAAUUUCAGUGGUGUGGAUUUAUGCCAUACUCUCCUAUAAGCUUGGAAAGCAGGAAUUCAUCAGUGCCCCUAACCCACUGGUAAACAGGGCUCCUGGACCGGCAAAACUGGUCCCCACCCAGGUAAUUCGGACCUGGGAUGCCCCCCUCCUCUACGCCAGAGCAGCCAACAGCCUCCACUUUGACAUCUUUUCUCUCCACCUGCAACAAACAGGCUCUCCUUAAAUUAGAGUGAGCCAUGCUGUAAGACCUGUUUGCUGGACAGUAAAGACAGCCCUGCCUUGGAUUCAUCAAAGUGUGUACAAUGAGGCUUAUAAAAUCAUUGUAGUAUUUGAGCCCAGAAUAAAAUGGCCAUGUGGGUAAA
Messenger RNA from Leptonychotes weddellii (Weddell seal), 2371 nucleotides. The record is from RefSeq and is a predicted model, not a curated record. NCBI's taxonomy places the organism in Eukaryota, Metazoa, Chordata, Mammalia, Carnivora, Phocidae.